Messenger RNA from Lathyrus sativus (Indian pea), 147 nucleotides. The record is from the annotation of a GenBank genome assembly. NCBI's taxonomy places the organism in Eukaryota, Viridiplantae, Streptophyta, Magnoliopsida, Fabales, Fabaceae.
AUGAAGAUGGGUUCUAUUGGAAGCUCAAAAAGAUCAAGAUUAUCAUCAUCAUCAAGUAGAGGGCUUGGAGGUGUCCUUAAGGAACAAAGAGCUAGGCUAUACAUCAUAAGAAGGUGUGUGGUCAUGCUUCUAUGUUGGCAUGAGUAA